Messenger RNA from Wallemia mellicola CBS 633.66, 2838 nucleotides. RefSeq names its product BRO1-domain-containing protein. Lineage: Eukaryota; Fungi; Basidiomycota; Wallemiomycetes; Wallemiales; Wallemiaceae. The transcript is spliced from 8 exons. Gene Ontology annotation, cellular component: endosome. Gene Ontology annotation, biological process: protein transport to vacuole involved in ubiquitin-dependent protein catabolic process via the multivesicular body sorting pathway. The coding region runs from base 1 to 2838 and encodes 945 amino acids. Gene Ontology annotation, molecular function: protein binding. The record is from RefSeq and is a predicted model, not a curated record.
AUGGCGGACCAAUCACCAAUGAUUUUAGCGCAAGCGAAGACGACAGACGACGUAGAUUUUAACCACGGAAUUAAGUCUACUAUAGCGAACGUAUAUGGCGAGGAUCCCAGCAACUACAGUGAUCCUGUCGCCGCACUCAAUCGAUACAGACAGGAUGCAACGAGAGGAGCUACUACAGAUGCAACUGGACGUGAUCUAUUACAAAGUUAUUAUGGACAGCUUGAAAUGCUCGAAUUGCGAUUUCCAGAGUUGAGAGUUAUGUUUAAUUGGCGGGAUGUCUUCACAGCCCAAGAAAUCUCACAGCAUUCGCUAGCAUAUGAGAAAGCCUCGAUUUUGUUCAACUUGGCUGCCACCUAUUCUGUAUUGGGAUCCUCAUCUAAUAGAACUGAUCCUGAAGGUAUAAAGAAGGCUUUCUAUAAUACAAGGGUCGCAGCAGGUCUAUGGGAUUACAUCGCAAACAAUUUCCUCCAUGCACCUUCUACUGAUCUUAGCAGAGACGUUGUCAGAUUCUUGAGUGCACUUAUGCUUGCACAAGCUCAGGAGAUUUUUUUGGAAAAGACAAUAGAAGAAAAAACGCGCAAUGGCAACGUUGAUGGCAAAUCCAUGGGUAUUGUCGCCAAGUUAGCCUCUCAAUGUUCAUUCCAGUAUAAUGCAUUAAUCGAACCUGUUCGUGAGAAUGUCAACAAGGGUAUAUUUGAUAGACAUUGGGCCAGCGUAAUACAUAUUAAAACCAAAUACUUUUCGUCUCAAACUCAAUAUUUCCGUGCUAUGGUCGACAAAGCCGCAGGUAAGCAUGGCGAGUCAAUUGCCAGGAUAAAUCUUGCAGAGUCACUCGCGAAGGAGGCAUAUAGACUUGGUGCAACGUUCAACACAUUUUUCGCACCAUGUGAUACCUUGCCUGCAGACGUCUCAAGUAUUCUAACAACACUCUGUAAAUCACACCAAACUAAGUGUGCAGAGUAUAAGGAUGAGAUUGUCAAAGAAAAUGAUCUCAUCUUCCACGAACCAAUACCCGCCGAAAAUGUUUUAGCCGUAGUUGAAAAAUUGAAUGCAGCAAAUGCCGUAACGAUUACAGAUAUAUAUCAAAAUCCUGAAGUACAAAGGAGCAUCGGUGCUGAUUUGUUUGCUAGUCUCGUACCAUUUUCUGUCCAUGAGGCUGCCUCAAUUUAUAGUGAAGAGAAGGCUAAGAUUAUAAGAAGUGUUACUGAGAAAGUGGAGAUAGCUGACACCGAACUUGAGGCUGCUAUUGAAUAUCUUGGUUUACCUGGAUCACUGAGGAAGUUUGUUAGUCCGUCGAACAAUAUCAAUUAUGAUAUUAGCAGUGAAGUGAAAGAAUUAUCACGUGUAAUUGAAACUCAGGAGGCCUCUGGUGGCUUGACUAAGAAGCUCAGUUCAAUAGCUAGCAAGAGAGAUCAGAUAACGUCUGAUUUACAAUGGAUCUCCAAUGAAUUAGACAUCGAAUCCAAAGAAUGCGAACAAGCGAGGAUGAAAUACCCAGAUUUCUCUCAAUCUCCAUCCGCCAGACAUACCAAAGAAUGGCGUCAACAGCUUAAAGCACACAACAGUGGACUUGAAAAAGCGGGAAGCUCAGAUGCCUCCAUUAAGCAGGUAUAUCAGUACAUCGAUGAUGAUGUUAGAUUAUUGGCUGAUUCAGCUGCUGAUAUUGAGGACGACGAUAGUGAGCUAGCACUAGUCGUUAGAGACUAUGUAUUACACCUACGCCCAUCCGAUUCACGUCAAGAGUCGCUUCUGGAUGUGGAUGUAGGUGUUGAAGAGAGUACCGAGGUUGAAUCUCAACAAAUGCAAGCCCACGCGCGUGAAAUAGCUAGAUUACUUGAAUUACUGAAGGGUCUCAAAAAACAGAGAAGUCAACACAUACAAGUGUUGCGUCAGAAGAUUCAAAAUGAUGAUGUAUCACAUCUUCUCAUUCUCAAUAGAAAGGCACAACAGGUAGAGUCGGACAUGUUUGGAUCCGAAUUGGAAAAAUUCAAAGAUGAUCAAAAGAUGAUUGACAAUUCGAUUUCCGAACAAUUAAAACGGUUGGAGGAAUUAAAUGGAUCCUGGUUGAGAUUGACGAGCACAACUCGCGCUAAAGACAUCCAUAACAAGCACUCUGAAAGUGAUAGACGUCGCAAGGAAAUUCUCAAGAAGUUCAAAAAGGCCGGUGAUACAUAUUUUGAGGCAGCUGACGGUGUUAAUAGGGCGACAGUGUUCUAUGAUGAUCUUGAACAAGUCGUUAACCAACUCAAAAAGGAUGUGGGAAGCUUCGUCAAUAAGAGAGCCAAAGAGCGCGUUCAAGCUAUUGUAGACGCCGAAGCAGGAUCUCGCAACAGUGGGGGCAUAGCAAGCUCAUUUGAGAGCGAAUUUGGCAGAAUCAAUUUACAAACUCCACAUCGUCCUCCUAAGCCUGGAGUAUCACCACCUCCUGCUACGUCGCCAUCGCCUUCAUAUGCAUAUGGAGGUUUACCACCACCACCAGCUCAACCACAACCGAGUAUCUAUCAGAGUCUCUAUGGACAACAGACACAAGCGCCACCACAGAUGCAGCCACCUCCACCUAAGCCAUCAUCACCACAAUAUGUUGGUCCUGGUUAUAGUGCUCCACCUCAAAGUCCACCAUAUCCUCAACAGACGCCUUCACCAUAUAACGUUCCGCAGCCUCCAAAUCCGUCACAAUCACAUAUGCUUUAUCAACAGAGCCAAUCACCUUAUGGACCAUCACAGAAUGCUUAUCAAAUGCCACCACAAACCUAUCAACAACCAUCACAACAACAACCACAGCAACAAUACUAUCAACAACCUCCAGCUCCACCUCAGAAUUACCCAUACUAUAGAUGA